Messenger RNA from Miscanthus lutarioriparius, 255 nucleotides. The record is from the annotation of a GenBank genome assembly. Lineage: Eukaryota; Viridiplantae; Streptophyta; Magnoliopsida; Poales; Poaceae.
AUGGACAGCAAAGCUAGAGCGUGCAUGCAGUUUGUAAGGAGCAGCUUGCAGUGUUUGCUUCUUCCACUUCUAGCUGGUUUACAAUGGCCUCAACCAAUCAAUCGUCAGAGCAUGCAACCGCAGAGCAUAGGGAAGGAGCAGCCAAGGUUCCAUGGGGAUUCUGGAAGGCUGGAGCCUGGAGGACUGGACAGGCACAACAAGAAGAAAAAAAGAAAAGGAUCCGAUUGUGUCUCGGCGGUUGGACUUGUGAUGUAG